AUGUUAAUUCUGCACGUUCUUGGCAUACUCGCAUGCACAACCGGUACGCACUACGAAGUACCAAUAGACGUAAUAUUUGAGGAUGCAGCGUUCCAAAAAGCGGUGGGUGAGCUGCUAAGGAACAGGGACUUGCCGCACGAGUACAACGAUUCAAUGGAAUAUUCGGUGGGUGAAAAUCUGAUUGAGGAGGUGUUGGAGAGCGUUGAGAACUACGUGAAUGCCCUGCUGUUUGAUCUGGAGGUGAGCGUGCUCCUGAGUUUCGUGUACGAAGACACGAACAGAGUAUCGCAGCAGGUAUGUGCCAAUCCCUACAGAAUGCACGGCAUUCUAAAGCAACUGCCGGCGUAUAAGAACACCAUUUAUGUGGCGGGGUGUGCGGACCAACCACAGGAGCGUGCACGAACGGACUUUCCGGAGGGCCACGUGAAGGGAGCAGAGCUGUCGGUGUAUACCAACACACGUGACCGGCCAGGCAACAAAACCAUGCUGAGCACGUCGUUCAAUUCGUUUAGCGUGCUGAAAAGGCACAAAAUGUCACCGUAUGAGUUUAGGAAGGCCGCACAGAUGCGUGAUAUGGCAAUUAUGAACAGCAUACGGUUGCAGCGCGAGAAGAGAAAGCCUAUGCCGUUUAGAAAGCAGUACACCACGAAUGCGUCUAGGUGUGUGAUCUUGUCCGGUGUGUACCUGGAUGAGCACUAUGUGUACAAUUUGAGGAAGGCGGUUAUGGAGAUAGUGGGGGGCGGAGCUGUCAGAGCAAAUGUGGAUGCGGAUAUUCGGAGGGGCAUUUGUGAAUACGUGAGGAGUUGCUACGAGGGAGAGGUGCUUGAAGAAAUGUGAAUAGGAGGUGAUGAUGAGGAGGUGAAGAGGAGAUGAGGAGGAGAUGAUGAGGAGAUGAUGA
This is a messenger RNA of Vavraia culicis subsp. floridensis, 898 nucleotides long. RefSeq lists its product as uncharacterized. The coding region runs from base 1 to 837 and encodes 278 amino acids. NCBI's taxonomy places the organism in Eukaryota, Fungi, Microsporidia, Pleistophoridae. The record is from RefSeq and is a predicted model, not a curated record. The transcript has a single exon.